This is a messenger RNA of Prosopis cineraria, 1776 nucleotides long. Its product is annotated as mediator of RNA polymerase II transcription subunit 9. The record is from RefSeq and is a predicted model, not a curated record. The transcript has 6 exons. NCBI's taxonomy places the organism in Eukaryota, Viridiplantae, Streptophyta, Magnoliopsida, Fabales, Fabaceae. Gene Ontology annotation, cellular component: mediator complex. The coding region runs from base 109 to 660 and encodes 183 amino acids.
UUUCGUAUCCUGGUUCUUCCUCACCAAAGGGUGAAGGAAGAAGCGUUUUUUGUGUUUUGAGUCCCCCACACGGAGCGUUGCCUGCUUGGACUUAGAGCUUGAGGGGAAAUGGAGUACAGUGGAGGAGGAAACUGGACUAUGAUCCCGACUCACAACUCCAACCUUACGCAAUCCAACCAGGACCCUCUCUUUCUCCAUCAACAGCAGCAAUUUCUACAGCAGCAGCACCAAACCUUUCAACCUCAACCUCCGCAAUCUCAAUUUCCACCACCACAGCAGCAGCAGCAGCGUCUUCUCCAACAUCAGCCGCAGCCGCAGCUCCAGCAACAGCCGCCGCAACAGCAACAGAAUCCUCACCAGUCCCUAGCUUCUCAUUUUCAUCUCUUGCAUUUGGUGGAGAAUUUGGCAGAGAUUGCCGAACAUGGGACUAGGGAUCAGCAAUCAGAUGCAUUGAUUAAUGAAUUAAGCAACCAUUUCGAGAGGUGCCAGCAGUUGUUAAACUCAAUUUCAGGCUCCAUUAGCACCAAGGCCAUGACAGUUGAGGGGCAGAAGAAGAAGCUAGAGGAAAGUGAGCAAUUGCUAAAUCAGCGAAGAGACUUGGUUGCCAAAUACCGAAAGUCUGUGGAAGAUCUUGUUAAAUCGGAGCCGUCUGCGAAGUAAAAUGUUCUUCUUGCCAUGAUUACUCCUGGGGAAAGAUUGUUGAUUGCAGAAGCUACUUCUUGACUUCCUGAUAACUUGGAUUCAAUAAUCCCAUUCUCAGUGAGCAAAUCCACAUCACCAGGUGUGUCCACAAGACUGUCGAGGACAAAGACAUAGUCAUUCACAUAAUUAUCAUGCGAGUGGCAAUAUUCAUAUGCAAUGAGAUUUCUCAGAAGAAUAUCCAGGGUAUCUUUCAUUGUGAAGUAUGGAAUCUCCAAGACUCCAUCUUUGAAUGUUAUAUCAAAAAUGCUCCCAUUUUUCUUCGCCUUGAACUUGACUCCAGCUUGGUGUAACUGUGUUGCAGUGGGCAUAGUGAAGGACUUUGAUUUAUUUUUGGAUGGCAUCUCUUGGGGCAAAUAACAAAUUCUGGCAAAAUGAACAAAAUGAUGUAUUUCCGUUCGAUCCAGUUUUCCCUCAACAUUGAAGUUAUCCAUAUGCAACAAAUAAUCUAAUUUCUUUCUGAAGAACUCACAGGUCAGCUUGACUGCUAAACGUCGAACAUCAUCUUUUGUGGGAAUGUCUGAUUCAGCUAAUGAAAGAAGAUCCUCAAUGAUGAAGAAAGGAACUUGAUUUUCAAGUAAAAUCAUAUCAUUUUUGAUGAAGUAUAGCUUCCUGGGGCUUCCAAAGAAAUGAUCAUGCUGAUUCCGCAACUGGUGAUUGCCAAAGCUAUUCCUAAAGAAUAGUUCGAGAAUGAAAGUUGCAUCUACCAGGAUGAUCUCAAUAAACUUGUCACUAUCAAAUUCAAUGAGAUCUGCAUAAUAACUUCGUAACAUCUCUUCUUUGCCCUUCAAUAGUUGUACACAGUCCUCUAGGCUUGCCUGAGUACGUGAUAGGAAGUCUUUUAGGUAUCUCAUUUUGUGUUCUUCCAUGGGCUUAAGCUUUGGACUGUUGUGAUGGAGUGGACCAAUUGAAAUAACUUGAGGAGUGAAGGCCUUUUCCUUUCGUUCACGUAGUUGUGGAGGAACUCUAAAAAUGCUACAUUUAUUAUGGGACAAUGGAGAAAGCUUCUCCAAUUUGUCCUUCAAUUUGGCCAGUGAAUCUGACAGCACAUUUUCCUCGAUGGUGAUGUGUUUGCAA